This is a messenger RNA of Echinostoma caproni, 951 nucleotides long. The record is from the annotation of a GenBank genome assembly. NCBI's taxonomy places the organism in Eukaryota, Metazoa, Platyhelminthes, Trematoda, Plagiorchiida, Echinostomatidae.
AUGCGGAGGCACAGAGUUGCAAAGAAGUUGUUGCCACAAGUGAAACACAAAGUGUCGUCGUGCAAAGCAAUGUUACCGGUUGUCAGUACCGAGUCACAUCGGACUCUGUUGGANAUUACAUCCACGGAACCAAUUGAAGUGAGCGCAGCGUCAGGGACCACAACUACUGCUGCAGCCAAAACAGAGCCAAGUACAGCACAAACAACGACACCUACGACCAAACCAGGUGAACCAGAGAAAGGUAACAAUGAGGACGGGAAAUCCGAUGCAUCUGAAUUGCAACCUCCGAAUGCUGUCGGGAAUGCUAAGCAGCAACCAUCAGCACAGGAAGAACCAGAUAAUUCGAACGGAGCGUCGGUNUCGGACUCUGGUAAGACGGUGAAGGUCUACGUUAAUAGUACAAGUGGUACCAAAUGUGUGACUGUAAGAAGUGGAGAAACAUCGGAAACCCUGUGCCCGUCUGGGCCAAAUAAUCAGAUUACAUCCACGGAACCAAUUGAAGUGAGCGCAGCGUCAGGGACCACAACUACUGCUGCAGCCAAAACAGAGCCAAGUACAGCACAAACAACGACACCUACGACCAAUCCAGGAGAGGAAUCAGAAAAUCCGAACCCAGGUACUCCGGAUGUGGAGAAAAAGGAAAACGAACAGGCAACACAAGAUGGCGGAAAAGCAAAUCAGCCACCAUCGGAACAAGGUCAACCAGACAAUCCAAAUGGUGCGGUAGAGCAAAAAAUUCCGGAAAGUCCAUCGCAAGCAGCACCAGAAUCACUUGUGCAAGAAGGAAACGUUCCUGCUGCUGAUAAAUUAAUUCGACGUGCCAGAGAUACCCCCAGUACCGAUGUAACCGUGUACUACAUAUUGGAUGGUGUGUCGAGAUCCAACCCUCCAGUACUUCUUACGUUAAUAUUUGUUGCACGCCUAAUCAAUGGUGGUGCAUGAAUCCAAUGA